Messenger RNA from Fusarium poae, 876 nucleotides. RefSeq lists its product as uncharacterized. The record is from RefSeq and is a predicted model, not a curated record. NCBI's taxonomy places the organism in Eukaryota, Fungi, Ascomycota, Sordariomycetes, Hypocreales, Nectriaceae. The transcript is spliced from 4 exons. The coding region runs from base 1 to 876 and encodes 291 amino acids.
AUGGGAGACAGCAAAGAGACAGAAAUGCUCGCAGACGAUGACUGGCGCGAAGCUGUGAAUCGCAGUCUCGGCAUCGACAACACAACGCGAUGGUCCUCAUGGUAUAAAACCAUCAGUGUUGCCCUCGAUAAGAAGGUACAGAUCGUCCAGUUUAUGGUAGACCAUGACAAGGACAUUGGCCUCACUAAUCUUCUAACGGGCGCUGACUGGGAUAUACUAUCGAAAACCCAUGCUUUUCUCCAGCCUUUUACUGAGGCAACGCUGAUAACAGAAGGCGAUAAAGCGAGCAUUUGCAGUACACUGCGGCUGAUGGAUGGUCUUCUCAGCCACUUCGAGAAAGCGAAGAUACACUACUCGACCCCGGAAUUCCAUGAUAGUCGCAUGCUUCAUUCUAUCGAAAUGGGAUGGUUUGUACUCAUUAAAUACUACACCAUGUCUGAAGAGGCUCCCGUUUACGUCGCCGCUCUUCUUCUCGAUCCACGCUGUCGGAAAGCAUACUUGGAUAAGAACUGGAAGAGUGCAUGGAUCAAUCCGGCGAUUGCGGGUGUCCGACAGGUAUGGGAGGAGGAAUACAAUAUCAACAACAGCGUCAAUGAUAUAGAUGGAGACAUUGUAACUACUCCAGAAGAUACUCCAGUCGCGCCAGGGAAGCCGCCUUCGCAGCUACAGCUUUUGCUGCAGGAGAUGGAGGUCGAGACGGCUGUGUCAACAGACAGUGAUAACCUAGAGGCAUUUAUCAAUGCUCCAGCUAUCAAGAUUGAUUGCGAACCUCUAGAGUGGUGGUGUCGCACUGAACAACGACGGCAAUUUCCACGCCUUAGCCGCACUCCAGAGCUUCAACUACAUCACUACCAAGCCGAUUUCGACGAUCUGUAA